AAAACAACUCUUAUCUUCAAAUUGUAUAAUUGAAAACGAAAUAAUCCUAAAUAUAUCAGAAUGGCUGGUGUAGACAUAGUUAUAGAAGAGAAAAAAGAUGACGGCGUAGACCGUCAAAGGGUUUGCCCCUUUCUACUGCGGGUUUUCGUUUCAAAUAACGGUCACCAUUCAAAGCUGUCUGAUUUCAAUAAAGGUAACACCCCACAGAACGAAUUACAAAUUUACACAUGGAAAGAUGCCACUCUUCACGAGUUAACUCAAUUAGUGAAGGAAGUCAACCCUGAAGCCAGAAGGAAGGGCACUAAAUUCAGUUUUGCUUAUGUGUACCCAGAUGUUAGAGCACCCCUCUACCGGUUGAGGGAGAUUGGUAUGACAACCACAGGCGUUAAAGGACCUGAUGAUUUGAAAACCUUGAAUCAAGUUAGAUUCAAUAUUGGGGACUAUAUGGAUAUUGCUAUCACUCCACCAGACUCUUGGAAUUCAGGCAGAAAAGGAGGAUUCAAUAAUAGGGCACGACCAUACUAGUUUCCCAAAGUUACCUAAAGGGACUAGGAGUGAAUACUGUUUGAUUUUCGAUGAUAAGGAAACAUGAUGUUAAGUACACUAAUUUUUAUUUAACAACUUCACGAUGUGGGACAUGAAAUCGCCAAUUUUUUAUUGUAUUCAGGAACAUUGGAUAUUGAAUAAUAAAUUAUUUCUCUACUGUC
Messenger RNA from Coccinella septempunctata (seven-spotted ladybird), 707 nucleotides. It is a transcript of the gene Bin1, whose product is annotated as histone deacetylase complex subunit SAP18. NCBI's taxonomy places the organism in Eukaryota, Metazoa, Arthropoda, Insecta, Coleoptera, Coccinellidae. The record is from RefSeq and is a predicted model, not a curated record. Gene Ontology annotation, cellular component: nucleus. The transcript has 2 exons. The coding region runs from base 61 to 525 and encodes 154 amino acids. Gene Ontology annotation, biological process: negative regulation of DNA-templated transcription. Gene Ontology annotation, molecular function: transcription factor binding; transcription corepressor activity.